AUGCGCUGUUACCAUUCUCUCCCCUUUCUAGCUUCUGCGCUUGUAGCCCCAGCUUUUGCUGGACCUGGCCAAAAUCUUGAAGCCAUCUGCAAGUCCACCGAAGGCGUAUAUGGAUGCGAUGAGUACAUCAAAGUCCCAUUUGGCUCGGAGCCUAUCACGACAUGUUUCGACACAAGCCCUUGUGGUGUCCAGAUUCUGACCAACAACCGGAACAUCUGCGACCUUGUUGAGGAGGCCUUACCAAGCGAUGCAAACUACAUCGGCGGAUACACUGCCUGGUGUCAUCGAGCCCCAGAUGCUUUGACUGCCAUCAAGACCGAUAGGUCCGUCUGGGUGGAUGGAAAGCUCAAAGGCGCCAAAUAUAUCCCUUUAGCCCGCGCGUUAAACAUUGAGGAGGCAAGUGAUGCCUCUGUCCUGGCUAACCAACUCGCGAACAAAGAUGGAUGGUUUAUUCUCAAAGGUGGAGAGAUUACUACACCAAACUACUUUGACUUGGUCGAGCGCCUCACCAACCUUCAGACCUGCGAAGCGAGUGAUUGCGGGGAAAUAUCAUUCCAAAAAGUGAUGGACUGGUUCGAGGAAUGGAUUUCUAGUGGUACCGAGAUCAGAAGCGGCAAGCUUCCCACCAUGCUCAAGGAUUGGCAAAAGACCUUUGCGACACCGUACAAGAACAGGAUCUCUGCCAUCAAGAAUGGAGCCACCACUGUACAGACACGUGUCAAGACCGUUUCUACCAAGGUUGAUUCAAUCAAAAAAAGCAUUUGUGCAAAGAACGCAUGCACUGGGAAGACUGCUUCGACGUAUCUCAAGAAUGUUGCAACUACUCUCCAAGCUAUAAAGGCCCUUUCCAACAUCGCUGCUGUCGCAACUGAUGCAGAUGAGCAGCGAAAGUACAUUUACUACAACUUUGUCGGCAACAUUCAGGACUUUUUCAAGCUCCCUCCCGAUUUACUCGUUCCAAACCAUCUCUUCGAGCUUCUUGAGGAUGGGAGGUUUGACACUCUUCGCGGCAUCAUGUAUGGCUUUGGCACAAUUACCUCCGAGCUGUAUAUGUAUGCCAAUGACAUCAGGAGAAGCUUAGGACCUCUGAUCCACCUCACCAAGCACGAGACCAGAUCUCGCGAGGCGUUGAAGAAGGUCAACAACCAGCUCACUCCAAACUGGAAAACCAAUAAGGAACUCUCAAAGACUGCUUCGUCUCGCAAGGUCCGUGAUGGCUUUAUUCAGAUCCAGUCACUCCUCAAGAAGGAGCUCCAGGGCUCACUAACAACGCUUAUCAACGCCAUCGACGUCUUCGACAAUGACUUGACCAAGUUUCCUCUGAGACGCAACAGGAUGGAGGUUUCUUGGGGUGCUGCUCCUUAUGAUCGUUGGACCAACCUUCAAUUUAAGUACCCUUGCAGAAAGGAAGUCAUACAGACUUUCACCGAAGAAGGCUUUUCUGAGGACUUUACGUGGUCGACCUUUAGCCCCUGCACUUUCACUGCCCAGAAGGUCGAUUUACCCAAAGGCUGGAUUCCUUAUGUGAAGUAUCGGUUUGUUAAAGCAUGA
Molecule: messenger RNA, 1551 nt
Organism: Fusarium venenatum
Lineage: Eukaryota; Fungi; Ascomycota; Sordariomycetes; Hypocreales; Nectriaceae
Source: RefSeq, a predicted model, not a curated record